GGUAUUUAUUUUAUUCAAUCGGUGCACCAUGGCUCUUUUCACAUGAACCGCACAAUAAUAAAUAAAUAAAGUAAAUAAUAAAUGGAGUUCUUGUUUAGUAAAUUUUUGGUACAUUAUUAUUAAAGCUUGGAAUAUAACCAACGAAUUUUUAUAAAGUAAAGUUACAUUUCAUCCUAUUCAGCAAUAUGAGUUGUUUAACGCAACCACUUGAAGACAGCCCCCAAUCUGAAAGCAAAAUGGACAUUUCUGAGACAGCGUCUUUGGAUUCGGCUGGUGCUUCUUCAACAGAAAACAAUGAUAUAGAGAGACAAGAGAUAGAAGAGUCGCAUAUACAACUUGUUAGAAUAAAUACAAAUCACAAUAAAAGCAUCGCCCUCAAUAUGCAAACUCCAAAUAUUUUAGAAAAUGACUACGAUUUCAAUGAAAUUAAUAAAACAUCACUUGAUAACAGAAUCAUUAAAGGUGAUGCUAAUUUAUUAGCGGAUUCAUUAGCCGCCCAAAAACAUAAUCAUAUAGCACGCACUUUGGCCCAUAAACAUCCAUUAAUGUUAUCGCCUACAUGUACGGACUCCGAUUCUGAGUUCGAUUAUUCGAAUGCAAUACAAAAUACGAUGGAGCACAACGAGUCUAAAAAGCUAAACAAUUAUCCAGAUGUGGUGCCCAAACGCGAAUACGUGCGUGUGCAAUUAACACGUCACGAUAAAACUGAUACGAUUCUAAAAUGCCAUGAAGUGCCGACAGAGCUGUCGUCAUCAGCGUUAAAGCAACAGAGUUUAAAAUCAGUAACUGGGUUCCGUUCCAACAGUCCCGACUUGUUAAGCAGUGAAUCCGAAUUAAACUUAUCACAGUAUCAGGCUACUGUCGAACCAAAUUUCCAAGCGGUAGCUUUAACACCAAGUAGAGAUACAACUUUAAUAAAUUCUGGUGUUCAAAAUAAAAAUUUGAGCAUUGCUAAGAAGGUCGGAGGGGAAGAUAUAUCUUCAUUAGAUUCCAUCUCAAAUCACAGCUUUGAUGGUGAAGAUGAUGUAGAACACAAUUUGGCUUCGUUAAGCCCAUCUAGUUCUAUAAUAGAUGACGUAGCGGACGAUGACGAUGAUGAUGAUGAUGACGAUGAUGAUGACUGCGAAGGCCCGGAACUUCUGCCGGAUGACGAUUUUCAAGAAACAAUUACACCUACGCCAGGAUGCGUGGCCUCCGUAGGCCUCACAAUUAAUGGCACAAUGAACGCAUCAAGCAUCGAACUGCCGCAAUACACUGCAGAUGAAGAGCGCAAAGAUUCGCGUAAUUGGCAAAAAAUUACUUUGCCAGAUGGACGGACUAGGGACAUCGAUAUGCGUGUGAUUGAACCCUACAAACGCGUGUUAUCACAUGGUGGAUAUCUUAAGGCAGGCGGUCAUAAUGCCAUUGUCAUAUUUUGUGCUUGUCAUCUGCCCGAUCAUUCACGUACCGACUACAACUAUGUUAUGGACAAUCUCUUCUUGUACGUAGUGAAGACAUUGGAACAAUUAGUGACCGAUGAUUACGUACUAAUAUAUUUGCAUGGGGGAUCCAAUCGUAGAAAUAUGCCACCUUUUCCGUGGUUAAAAAGAUGCUAUCAGUUGCUGGAUCGACGAUUACGUAAAAGUUUAAAAAACUUGUACUUGGUACAUCCGACAUUUUGGAUUAAAUCUCUUAUUUGGAUGGCCAGGCCAUUUGUAAGCAAUAAAUUUUGGCGUAAAUUAGUGUAUGUAAAGUCGCUGGAUGAUCUAUCUAAACAUGUGACACCAUUGGAGAAAGCAGCAAUUCCCGAAAAGGUCAAACAAUAUGAUGCCAAAAAGCACUGAAUAACACAAUAAUUCCUCUUAAUGCGCAUCCCUCGAUUAAUUUAGCAACAAUUCCUAAACAUACUCGGAAUUUCUCUUUUAAGCAGGCUUUAACUCUUUGUUUAGCAUGUGAUAAAAAUAUAUCAUUUUUUUUUCUUCUAGAUAUAUGUGUAUAUUUUAUUAGAUUCUAAGCUAUAAAAAACUCGACAUUAAUUGUGUAUUGUUCCAUUUUUUUUUCUUUUUUUUUUUCUACUUUACUACUAUUACGGAUCUCUUUAUGUACUAUAAAUAAUUUAAUUUUUUGUUGCUAAUUUUAAGCAAAAUUAUACACAUCGAAUAUUAUGAUAGAAAUAAGAAAAGAAUUAACAUCAACAAAUGAACGUGACUUGAAGCAUUCCCUUGACCACUGUUCAUUAAGUCUGUUUUAUACGCGAAAAACAAACAAAUCAGUUUCUGAUAUAAAAAAAAACAACAACAAAAAUAUCAUAUCAUUUAUAGGCAUAUUUAUAAAGGCAUAAAAUCAUCUCUAAUAUACAUAAACGAAAUGCAACAUUAGACCACCUAUAACUCACAUACAUAUAUACAUAUUUAAACAAAUAUAUGUAAAAUCUUCCUACAUGUUACCUAAUAAAUCACAUAACGACUUA
Glossina fuscipes is the source of this 2449-nucleotide messenger RNA. RefSeq lists its product as uncharacterized. The coding region runs from base 186 to 1823 and encodes 545 amino acids. The record is from RefSeq and is a predicted model, not a curated record. NCBI's taxonomy places the organism in Eukaryota, Metazoa, Arthropoda, Insecta, Diptera, Glossinidae. The transcript is spliced from 4 exons. Gene Ontology annotation, cellular component: cytoplasm.